AUGGAGGGGAUUGGAACACCUGAAUCACAUGAUAUGGAGGGGAUUGGAACACCUGAAUCACAUGAUAUGGAGGGGAUUGGAGCACCUGAAUCACAUGAUUGGGAGGGGAUUGAAACACCUGGAUCACAUGAUAUGGAGGGGAUCGGAACACCUGAAUCACAGGAUAUGGAGGGGAUUGGAACACCUGGAUCACAUGAUAUGGAGGGGAUUGGAACACCUGAAUCACAUGAUAUGGAGGGGAUUGGAGCACCUGAAUCACAUGAUAUGGGGCAGGGCCAAUACUUGGGGCAAAUAUAGUGUAUUGAGCAGAUCACAAUGAGAAACGCACAGUAAUGCAUCUGAUGAAAGGUGAA
Messenger RNA from Staurois parvus, 353 nucleotides. The record is from the annotation of a GenBank genome assembly. Lineage: Eukaryota; Metazoa; Chordata; Amphibia; Anura; Ranidae.